Messenger RNA from Porites evermanni, 1360 nucleotides. Lineage: Eukaryota; Metazoa; Cnidaria; Anthozoa; Scleractinia; Poritidae. The record is from the annotation of a GenBank genome assembly.
AUGGACCUCGCUUUCGGAUUUCCGACUUUUCAUCCAACUUGGUAAGCCUUUCAAAAUUAUAAUUUUCCUUCUCUGAAGUAACUGAGUUAUUAUCUAAGAGUAAUUCUGUUUUCACGACCCUCGAAUCCUCGUUUUUUGGGGUCUACCACAGGUUUUUUGGUAUGCAGAAUUAAUAAAUUAGCUUUCUACAAUUGGUUUAACGGAAAAGGGGUUUUCUUUCGGUUUGGAUAUAUUGAGCAAAAAUUAGUGGGCAAUUUUGGAUUAUAACCGGUCAAGGUAAAACGAGAAUUAGAAGGGAGAGGAGGCGAGGGUGGGGGGGCGGGGAAUGUCCUCUAGCAUUUCUUUCUCUUAGUUAUUUAAUUUUCCUCAGUGUUUUAUUCUUACAAAAUUAGCAUUUAAUAUUAUCACUGAUUUAGUCAAUCACUGGUCAAACGCGACAAGCUCAAUGUUUUGUUCUGCCAGCGUCAGUCAGACAAGGGUGGAAAUUCGGCAAUUCAAAUUUCACGGGAACGUUUUGAUUUACACUGUAUAGAAAAUCCGACUUGCAAAUUUUUAAGACAACUGAGAUGUUUUGGUCCAGUUAGUCUCACCAACUGCAGACAAAAUAACAAUUUUCUUUUGUUUCAUUUUCAGCUACAACAGCUACUUCAAUCAAGCUGUCCCAGGUUAUGGGUUUUUGCAAGAUUUAUGGAGACAUACAGCUCUGUUCUGCGAUGAACAGGCUCGGCAGAAGAAACUAAUGAAGACAUAUUCGGGCCCAGUCAUAAUUGCUUGGCUGCCACUGAACCAAUACAAACCAGAAGAACUUUCACUCUGUGUUGAAGACGAAAAGAUAAUCUUACACGGCCAACAUCGAUACGAAGGAGAAGAUGGAUUUGAGAAUAGUGAGUUCAUGAAAGUCAUUAAGCUCCCGGAUGACGUAGAUCCCACAACAGUGACAUCACAUGUAACCAGAGAUGGCAGUCUUCUAGUCCUCAAUGGCAUCAAACGUGUUGCAAAGAAAAUAAAAGCAAACGAUGACAAGUACCUGGUUAAAUUCGAUCUGCGUGGAUUUAAACGAGAAGAAAUCAAUAUCCAGAUUCGAGGCUAUGAGCUCAUGGUUACAGCAGAACACAGAUCGGAGGAAGAUGGUUCACGUGAUUUCAGGCAUCGCAUUUUGCUGCCCGAUGACGCAGACCUCAGUUCAUUGAAGUCACACCUCUGCUGUAAAGGCGUGCUAAUUAUAGAAGUGUCACGUGACCAAGCGUUCGUACAAAGGGAAAGAAACGUGGACGCCAUGAAAGAUGAUAAGCCCCGACCUCAAGAUGAGGCAAAACGAGAAGCAAGUGGUAACACAGGAUUAGAUCAGAACUUCCACUGA